Messenger RNA from Malurus melanocephalus (red-backed fairy wren), 1556 nucleotides. It is a transcript of the gene PTDSS2, whose product is annotated as phosphatidylserine synthase 2. The record is from RefSeq and is a predicted model, not a curated record. Gene Ontology annotation, biological process: phosphatidylserine biosynthetic process. Lineage: Eukaryota; Metazoa; Chordata; Aves; Passeriformes; Maluridae. The transcript has 12 exons. Bases 218 to 1486 code for a protein of 422 amino acids. Gene Ontology annotation, molecular function: L-serine-phosphatidylethanolamine phosphatidyltransferase activity.
GUGCUGGCACCUGGGAAGAUGCAGCUGCCGAGCAGGAGCUUGUGGCUCYGGAGCCUUUCCCCAGGUUUUGGCAYGCUSAGUCCUUGCUAAUUGUGGGAGCACUCGUGGAUUUUGUGGUUGUCUCCUGGAGCUGGUGGUUCCUCCAGGACUGAGAGGAAGGAUAACCUUCAAUGCCGAACUCGGUUUUAGCGGGGGCAGAAGAGGAUUGUGCCUGCUUAUGAGGAGAGCUCAUACCUUGACAGUCUUGUUCAUCCUCACAUGUGCGCUGGGCUACGUAACCCUGCUGGAAGAGACUCCCCAGGACACAGCCUACAACACAAAGAGAGGAAUCGUCGCCAGCAUUUUGGUUUUCUUGUGUUUCGGGGUGACACAAGCUAAGGAUGGACCAUUCUCAAGGCCUCACCCAGCUUACUGGAGGUUUUGGCUGUGUGUCAGCGUGGUCUACGAGCUCUUCCUCAUCUUCAUCCUCUUCCAGACCGUGCAGGACGGGAGGCAGUUCAUGAAGUACAUCGACCCCCACUUAGGGGUUCCUCUGCCAGAGAGAGACUACGGGGGCAACUGCCUGGUUUAUGAYCCUGGCAAUGAGACUGAUCCCUUCCACAACAUCUGGGACAAGCUGGAUGGAUUUGUUCCUGCUCACUUUUUUGGCUGGUACCUGAAGACUCUGAUGAUUCGGGACUGGUGGAUGUGCAUGAUCAUCAGUGUCAUGUUUGAGUUCCUGGAGUACAGCCUGGAGCACCAGCUCCCAAACUUCAGUGAAUGCUGGUGGGAUCACUGGAUAAUGGAUGUGAUCUUAUGUAACGGGUUAGGAAUUUACUGCGGGAUGAAGACCCUGUCCUGGCUCUCCUUGAAAACCUACAAGUGGCAAGGACUCUGGAACAUUCCAACCUACAAGGGCAAGAUGAAGAGGAUCGUGUUCCAGUUCACCCCGUACAGCUGGGUGAAGUUUGAGUGGAAGCCGGCCUCCAGCCUGCGCAGGUGGCUCGCAGUCUGUGGCAUCAUCUUUGUGUUUUUAUUGGCAGAGCUGAACACGUUUUACCUGAAGUUUGUGCUCUGGAUGCCCCCCGAACACUACUUGGUGCUGCUACGCCUCGUGUUUUUUGUCAACGUGGGAGGAGUGGCCAUGAGGGAGAUCUACGACUUCAUGGAUGACCCGAAGUUCCACAAGAAGCUGGGCCAGCAGGCCUGGCUGGUCGCUGCUAUUACUGCCACGGAGUUCCUGAUUGUCGUCAAGUACGACCCCUACACGCUCACCCUGUCCCUGCCCUUCUACAUCACCCAGUGCUGGAUCCUGGGGAUUAUCCUGGUGCUCACCUGGACAGCCUGGCGCUUCUUCAUUCGGGACAUCACCCUGCGCUACAAGGAGAUCCGGCGGCAGAAGCAGGAGCACARACACGACAAGGACAAAUGCCUGAGCAACGGGGACAGACACCCAGCCCUGCUGGACGAGCCCGACGGGAGCAAACUCCGGGAGAGGAAGCUCUGAGCGCGGCCGCGGCGCCCGCAGGAACUGGUGGUGCCCGAGCGGGCCCGGUGCGCAGUCCCAACCUUAUCCU